GAGCGGAAUUCAGUCGCACCGCUGUUCUACCAUCGUCGUCGGCGUGUGCGGGGAGCUCGCUAGACGCGGGGGUCAUCGGGAAAUCAUCGUCGCUAUCGUCGUCGUCCGAGCAGUCUGCAGCCCGAGCAGCCCCUGUCGAAAGGGAUCGAUAGGAAGCACUGUCGUUCCCGGUUUGUUCGGAGGUUGCUCGCGUCGGUGACAGUGGACGCUGGUGGACGCUGGUGGACGCUGGUGGACGCUCGUGUUGGUGGCCGUUCAUGUCCCCUCACCAGAGAGAUGAUACUUUCAGUGCUGUUCCUGCUGGCGCCUCUGCUGUUCGUCGAAGGAUUCCUGUUCGGCUUCCGUCCGGUUACCCCGAAAGACGUGGACCGGCAGGGAUUCAACGUCUACUGGAACGUGCCGACCUUCAUGUGUCACAAAUACGGGCUGCGGUUCGAGGAGGUCGCCACCAAAUUUGGGAUCCUCCAAAACAAGAUGGACGAAUUUCGAGGGAACCAGAUCACGAUCCUUUAUGACCCCGGCAUGUUCCCGGCGCUGUUAAAGGACUCAAAUGGACACGUCGUGCGUAGAAACGGCGGUGUGCCGCAGGAGGGCAACCUUACCAGGCACCUGGAGGUCUUCCGGAAACACCUGACCGAGCAGAUCCCGGACGAAUCGUUCCACGGCAUCGGCGUGAUCGAUUUCGAAAGCUGGCGACCGAUCUUCCGACAGAACUGGGCAUCCCUUCAGCCGUACAGAGACUAUUCCGUGGAGCUGGUCCGGGAACAGCACCCGUUUUGGGACAGCAAGACCGUGGAGCAAGAAGCGAAGCGGAGCUUCGAGAAGUACGGCAGACUGUUCGUCGAGGAGACCCUGAAGACCGCCAAGGAGUGCAGACCGGCGGCCAGUUGGGGUUACUACGCUUAUCCCUACUGUUACAACCUGUCGCCGAACCAGCCCAGCUCGCAGUGCGACAAAACCACCAUGUUGGAGAACGAUAAAAUGUCGUGGCUGUUCGAGCUGGAAGACGUCCUCCUGUCGUCGGUCUAUUUGAGGCUGAGCCUGACCGCCGGCGAGAGAGUGGGCCUGGUCGGUGGCCGAGUGAAAGAGGCCCUGCGGAUCGCGAGGCAGUCGACACCGAGGAAAAAGGUUCUGCCUUAUUACUGGUACAAGUACCAGGAUCACAGGGACACCUAUUUGAAUAAGGCUGAUCUCGAGACCACUCUCGGCAAGAUCUCGGAUCUCGGCGCGGACGGGCUCAUAAUUUGGGGCAGCUCUAACGAUAUCAACACCAACGAGAAGUGCCUGCGGUUCAGGGAAUACCUGAACAAUGAUCUGGGCCCCAUCGUGGACCGGGUCAGGCGAGCCGCGCUCGGCCCGACCAUCUACGAGACGCGGAACGAUCCUCCGGACGUCAGCGUCGAUCAAGAAUACAGGCCACUUUCCACCGCCCGCGGCUCGCCCCACCCGAAAGCUAGGUGGUCCGGACCGUCCCCGAACAUCUCGAACGAACCGCGACGGGCCCCGAUCUCUACAGAACGGAAACAGGGACCGUUCCGCACAACGAACCGACGGAGAAAACGCGCGCGGCGUCCCGUUUUUCUUCCGAUUCAACCGAAUCCGUUCCAUCGGCGUUUCUUCCGAGAGUGGUGCGUAGUUCGCGACGUCGCUGACGCACACCGAGGGAUCAUGGGAUCGACGUGUCAUCUGACGGUGGCGGUCCUGCUGCUCGUCCAGUCGACCCUUCUUCUCGCGCACCGAGAGCACAAGGUCCACAACAUCGUGCUCUACCCUGACAAGCACAGCUGGUGCAAGACAACCCCCAUCAAGCAGGUAGUCACAUGGCCGCAGUGUUCCUCGAAGGAGUUGGACAACAACGUGUGCGUCGGCGCUUGUUUCUCGUACAUGGUGCCCCAUAGCGAGCCGUCCGCGCCCGGCGACCUCAUCAGGCCAUACUGCGACUCGUGUCAGCCCCUCGACAGCGUCUGGCACACGGUGACCCUGGACUGCAAGGACGAGGACAACAACCCGAUCACGAUGCAGAAGAAGGUGCAGAUCAUCACGAACUGUUCCUGCAGCUCCUGCAUGGAGACGUCCCGGAUCAAGCCGGACUACAACACGCUCCUGCAGUCCCUGACCGAAGAGAAUCUGGACAAGAACGUGAACAUCGUGCACGAGACACCGGACCUUCUCCUAAACCCGAACUUGAACGCCUCGAAGAACACGACGAGAGACGGGGUGAAGGCCGACGAGCGUUUCCUGCAGCUGUACAAACACCUGAAAGACUCCAAGAAGCUGGACGAGACCGGCGAGGGCUUGUUCUCGAAGUUCGAGGAGGACAUCGACUUGGAGCAGUUGAGGGAGAUGAUGAAGAAGUACGAGCAGGACGAGGAGAAGCAGCACUCGCACCAGCACCAGCAUCAGCAUCAAUCUACUGGGAAACAACAGCAGCAGCAACAGCAGCAACAGCAACAUCACCGAGGACCCCAUCACUCCGUGGUACUGGACUCGGAUGUCAAGGAGAAAAUCGACGUGGAGCCGCAUUAUCUCCAUCCUGCGGUCCCCGGCCAGGAAAUCAGCUAUCACGACAACGUGCUAGUGGACAAGGACAAGAAGAAGGACUUCUGAGCUCGGUCGAGAUCGUGUAGGAUCGUUUCUUUAAUCGUUUAGGAUCGUUCGUUCGGCCUAGUUCAAUCCGCAGUCGAUUCGAUUCACUAAUUCGGCAUUCGAAUUAAUUUCGCGCUGUUAUUUUUAGUAAAAGCUGGACGAUGUUUCGUGGUUUCGUUUUGCAAAUUGUUUCACGAGCCGAAGACUGUUCGAUCGGAUUCGCUUGGAUUGGGCACGGGAUUCAAAUGUGCAUGGGAGUUAUUGAGAGAGAGAGAGAGAGAGAGAGAGAGAGAGAGAUGAAAUUCUAAUAUAUAUUUAAUUAUUAUUAUUAUUAAUUAACUAUUUAACGUACUCGCGCGUUUAAUAAAGGAAAAUCGUUUGUAAUUAUCCCCCAUCCCCCUUAGCUCUCGCAAUUUUCUAGAGAACGUCCGUGGGCCGUUCGCCUCCUUUUUUUUUAUCUUGUUGACUGCUUUGAAAAGUAUACACUGUAUCGAUUGUCUCGCAGAGAAUAAAGGAAGAGUCGGCACGAUA
Molecule: messenger RNA, 3117 nt
Organism: Megalopta genalis
Lineage: Eukaryota; Metazoa; Arthropoda; Insecta; Hymenoptera; Halictidae
Product: hyaluronidase
Biological process (GO): hyaluronan catabolic process; defense response; carbohydrate metabolic process
Molecular function (GO): hyalurononglucosaminidase activity
Source: RefSeq, a predicted model, not a curated record